Molecule: messenger RNA, 990 nt
Organism: Colletotrichum destructivum
Lineage: Eukaryota; Fungi; Ascomycota; Sordariomycetes; Glomerellales; Glomerellaceae
Exons: 3
Coding region: 1-990 (329 amino acids)
Source: RefSeq, a predicted model, not a curated record
AUGCCAACCACGCCCGCUCCGGGCCCGGAAGGCGGAUCAGAGGCCCCGAACGUCCCAAAGCCGACGCUCGGCCAGCUGGUCGCGUCCUACGCCAUUCUUCCCACCCUCGCAACCUGGCUUUCGACCGUCGACCUCUUCCACCUGGCCUUGGCCAACCGCGCCUUCCACUCGCACAUCCUCGGCUCCCCAAACGUCUUCGCCGUCCUCCGGCGCCGGUGUCUCUGUGACGGCCGCGGUCUGGCUCUCCGCCAGGCUUACAAGCCACCGUACCGCAAGUUGAAGCCGACGGGCGGGCCCAGCAACAACCAGAGCUGGUACCCCGAUGAAGAAAUCGAGGUCCGCGUGUUCAACGCCAAGUGCGACGAGGCCGGCGCCCUGCCCUGCCUCCGGUGCGGCAUCAACGUCUGCGAGGAGUGCCGUUACUACCUGCGCGCCUCGCCCGUCGAGUCGGACCGGCGCCCGCACCUUCGACAUUGGGCCAGCCACGUCUUCCAAGACAUCUUGUGCUUGUGCGACGGGUGCGAUGCGAGGAUGGAGGCCGAGGUCGCGGGGCAGUUUCUGAACGAGCUCUGCGACUGCGACAGCUACAGGCGCUGGAUCUGCACCCGCUGUCGGCGCCGGGAAGACGUGGACUAUUACGAGUAUCAAGAGGAGCGCAUGCUGAUGGAAUGGGACCUGGAUAACACGUGGGAUUCGGAGGUUCCAUAUCCCCCUUCCAAGAUGAUGAAGGAUCACGCCUUCGAUUGUGUGAUCUGGUGUAAAUGCGGCGCCGUGGUGCCCGAGCACCAACGACCCAGGUGCAUCUGGUGCAAAAGACGACAUCUGCCAGAAGACCAGUGGACUCGGGAAUACGAGGAAGUGGGGAUGUGGCUUCCGUUUUUUGAAGAAGACCCAAACUAUCCCAACUGGGUCACGGGAACGAAUGAAUAUCCAAGUCCCUAUCCGAGGCUCGGGUACUCCCGUCCUGGAGACGAUGUGGACUCCAGCUAG